Molecule: messenger RNA, 1288 nt
Organism: Eucalyptus grandis
Lineage: Eukaryota; Viridiplantae; Streptophyta; Magnoliopsida; Myrtales; Myrtaceae
Product: lachrymatory-factor synthase
Exons: 1
Coding region: 81-599 (172 amino acids)
Source: RefSeq, a predicted model, not a curated record
AAUAUAUAUCUGUGUGUAUAUUUAAGCCGUGUAUUUACUCUCUUCAAGCAUGUUUUGGCACAAAAAAGAAGCACCAAAACAUGGAUCAAACGGAGUCCCAAUCAGGUCACAAGUGGGAAGGCAAGGUCUCUACCAGAGUCGCAAAGGCCAGUGCAGACCAGAUCUGGCCACUCUUCGUGGAUUUCUUCAAUCUCCACAAAUGGUUCCCAGGCCUAUCCGAUUGCUAUGGCAUCCACGGCAAGAACGGCGAGCCCGGUUGCGUGCGAUAUUGUGCCGGCUUCUCCAUUUCGUCCGAAGGCACAAGUGACCCCGGCGAGAAUCGCCCCAUCAAGUGGUCCAAGGAGCGACUCGUCGGUGUAGAUCCGCUCGGACGAAGCUUAAACUACGAGAUGGUCGACUCUAACAACGGGUUCACUUCAUAUGCGUCGACAGUCAGAGUCAUCCCUGGUGACGGAGACGGCGAAGGCGGGUGCACGAUCGAAUGGUCAUUCACCGUAGACCCGGUGGAAGGGUGGGUGCUGGAAGAUUUGGUGAGGAAAUAUGAGGUGGGGUUGCAAGGCAUGGGCAGGAAGAUGGAGGAUUCCAUCUCUGUGAUGUGACGCAAAGUCUUGCUUAGCUUGUUUUUUCUUCAGGCGCGUCGUUUUCAUGUGAAGGCAAUUAUUCAUGUAAGAGAGGAGUGCGGUGUUUGUGGUCCGGUCGUGCUCGUAUUUUCAUCGGUAAAGUGGACCACACAGCCUUGAAAGCUCCGACAAGUGCAAUUGCAUUCGAGGUUCAGGCAAUCAAAAUUUCUUACGACGAUUGUAGGAGAUUGAAACAUCGUAUUUGCGUGGCUUAUUUCAAUCGUUUCUCUGUCGCCAUCAUCGACUGUCGACGGUGCUAGACGCCAUAGAUGGGCCUCCGUCCACUACGGCCGCCAAUACCUGCAUCGGCCCUCUCAUCAAGCCGCAUCGUAGUCAUCAAAGCAAACUCCAAUUUUAAAGGUCUUUUGAGCUGGGAAAAGAGGAAACGAACUUCUUCAAAACCCUUUUCCUUUAAUCAAAUCAAACCGGUAAGUGAACAGUCGAGAGCACAAAGCCAAAACCUAUCAAUAGCGUGGUGGACCCAUCGAUGAUAGAAAGAUAUCAGCAGAUGGAAUGGGACUGGAGCACCCAUCGCGAUGCUCCGAUCUGAUCAUCCUCCACCUCUUCCUGUCCAAAACCCAUUCGAAGUUGAAAAGUACGUCCGAUAUUAUUUCCAAAUUGAAUUGUCCCAAUUAUUUAUCUGUAUCUCAAGGGAGCUUGACUUUCAA